CUCGCAUGGCGGUGCCCCGCACCUGCAACCAUUACGGAAAUGAGCUGCGUCAAAUUGUUUUAUUCGACGAUAGUAAAUAUAUUUUUUUUUUCGCAAUGAAAACUGAGGAAAAAGAAGGGAAACUUUCUGGAAAGUUUCUCCACAUCUGUGAGACGUUUUUUCCCUUUCUCUUGUCGAAUUGAAAGUGCGUGAGAUGGAGUCACCAGGCCAGGAUGUCACACAAACACCUGAGGGUGAAGAUGACAACAAAAAUGCCGUUCCCACUCAGGAGAAGGAAGAUGAGAGGAACGCUAAUGAAAACAUUGAAAACGACAAGAUGGAAAACAAUGGAGACGAUGCUGACAAAGAUACUACUCCAGUUACCGCGGAGGAAAUUGAAGGUGAGAGUAACGCCAAUGACAAGGACAACAACGGUGCCAAGGACGAAGGCAACGACGUCCCCGCCGAUGACAGCAACACUGAAAUCACCAACGACGACAGUAAAGAGACCAGCACGAACAAUGACGAAGACAGUAAAGAGAACAGCUCGUGCAACAACAACGAGGAAGAGAAGAACGACGAGGAGAAACUUGACGACGAGCCCGUUGAAGUCGUUGAACAAAUCGACCCCUUGGAAAUCUUAAGGAAGAUUUGUGAUAAGUUCAUCCGUCGCGUGGAUAUUUCAGGCGUCACCAAAGAAUCGUGGCAGGAGGAAAAUGUCAAGUCGCUUGAACGCUUUAUCGAGGACACCUCCAUUCCCACCUUGAUGGUCUACUUGGACGCGAGCUUGACGUUGCAGGUGGAAUACACCGUUCCCACACAGGUACAGUGGACGAAGCAGCUGGGCUACUUUAUCCGUGAGCCUGGAACAGUGAUUACGUCGGAGAACUUCUACGAAGACGUCGAAUACAGCACGGUGCAGGGCGACCCCACCGAGAGCUUGCUUCACUUUCUGACCAGUUUGCAUUCGGAUGAAAAUGACAUCAGCAGCGAGUGGGAAGCGGGCAUCAAGGACAACUACAUUAACGGCAUGCAUACCUAUCUGGCCAUCCUCACAGAUAAUGUCAGUAAGAAGGAAGGUAAGACAGUGCUGUACAUCCCAAUGGAAGGCCUGAACGACAGUGCCGCGGAAGGCAGCAAGGACACCCGUCUCGUGCAGAGGAUGGAAUCCGUCUUAAUCCACUGGUCGGAUCAGAUCAAGGAGCUGAUGAACAUACAAGACACGGGCAGGAACGACAACACCGGCCCGCUCCAGGAGAUCGCGUACUGGGAGAGUCACUCCAAAAAGUUACAAGACAUGAGUAAGCAGCUGCAGAAGCCCGGCGUCAGGCAUAUUCAGAAACUACUGGGGCUGGCCAACUCGUUAUAUGUCAAGCGCUUUACGAAAUUGUCCUCGGAACUCCAGGAUUUGUCAAUGGAGGCGCAAUCCAACUUGAACUUCCUGUCCUUACUAGCGGGCCCAUGCGAAGAAUUGCGUACUCUUAACAUCAGCGAAGUGGGUCCCAAGCUGCAGCACAUCAUUUACGUCAUUCGCAUCAUCUGGAAUAACUCCACCCACUACAACACCAAGGAGCGCAUCACGGGCCUUUUCCUAAAGAUGAGUUAUGAGAUAAUCAACCUGUGCAUCAAGACCAUCUCGUUGGACAGGAUCUUUGCAGGCUACGUGAUCUCCAGCAAGAAAAACCUUACCACCUGCAUCCAGUGCUGUCUGACCUGGAAGAACAUGUACUCCCAAGUCUCUAAGGUGCACGACGAGAAUUCGCCAAAAGGCUGGACGCUGGACCAAACAAAUAUUUUUGUCCCGAUUGAUGCCUGCAUUCAAAGAAUGAAAGACUUGGUUGAGGUGUGCAACACCCAGCAGCAAUUUGCCCGUUGGGAAGACGGGGACCAAAGACCGUUGCCGUGGUUCAGCGGUUACCAGGGCCCGGAACAGACCCUUUCCCUUGUGAAGAUCGAGGCCAAGUUCCAGCACGGCCUUCAGAUCCUUCGCUCCGUUGACCGAGGCAUCCUGGAGGUGGAGAACACGGCAUGGCUGAUUGAGUUCAACAGGUUCCGUGCGUUUUUAAAGGAUCUGGACAUAAUGCUACAAAACUUGAUCGUCUCGGUGUUCCAGACCGUGAACUCGGUGGAGGAAGGUCUUCGGCUGAUGGACAUUUUUAAAACCCUUUCUGCCCGCGAUUCCAUCAAGAGCAAAAUAACAGAGAUGGUGGAUGCAAUUUAUGGGAUCUGCAAGAAGGAGAUUGCGAUGCUCAUGAGACAAAUUGAUGAGAAGAAGGUCGGCAUCCCCGACUACCUGCCAACUUUGGCUGGUCAAGCCCAUCGAGCGAGGGCCGUUAAAUACCACUUGGAAAGCCUCAUGGAGGUGCUCCAAAAGAUCCCCGUCCAGAAGGAGUCACACAUCUGCAAGCAGGUGCGGACUUUCUACGACCAAUCCAUUCAGACUCUGAAUGACAUGGUGACGCAGAAGUUUGCCGAGUGGCACCAGAGUCUGGAGCUGCAAUACACCAAGAAGUUGGAGCGGCCCCUUUUGCUGCACGGCAAGGACAACCGGAUCGAGGUCAACUUUGACAGCAAUCUAUUGAACCUCUUUGCCGAGAUCAAGUCAUGGAGUCGCCAGGGUCAUGACAUCCCAGACUUUGUGAACGAGAUUUACCAGGAUCGCGAAGGACUCCGAUGCCUCAGGGAACGAGCGCUGCACCUGGCCCGGGACUACAACCGGAUCAUCGCAAUGCUUUCUCCCCUGGAGCUGGGUUUGUUUUCCAAGAAAAUCCACAUCCUUGACAAAAAGAUUCAACCGGGCUUCACCAAACUCUACUGGAUGUUUAAAAUUUCCUCCAAUACCUUUGUCAAGGAUUGCAUCGAACAUAUUUCCAAGUUGCAGGUGAUAGUUGACGGUUUCAAAGCAUCCAAUCUGACCAUCAGGAACCUCUGCCGCCAGAUCAGUGAAACCCUUCUUGUUCGGCUGGAUGGGAAGAGUCUCUACAGGAAUUGGGAGUUUGAGAACGACCAGAGAACUCACCGGCUGCGACAGCAAGAUCAAAUGCGCGGUGCUCUUCAGCGCAUCGUUGACAUCAUGGUCGACCUCCACAACACCUUCGCUAAAGAUGGACCCGAGGUUCAGGUGCACUGGGUCACACACACGGGGAAUGUGGACCACAUGCUGGAGCAGGCCCUCCGUACCAACGUCAAGCGCUCCAUGCAGAAGUUAGCGCAGGCCAUCAACGGAGACCGCAAGUCCUCACCCACCCCUUUGUUUCGAGUACUGUUGUCGCUACGCCAAUCGGACCUCAGAUCCGAUCUCAGGGUUGAGUUCUCGCCGUCUCUCCGAGACCUGGGUCAGAUCUUGGACGUUCUACCUCAGCUGAUCAACACCGUCUCCAAAUUCAAGCGACUGCCCCAGCUGCUCUCCUGCGAACAGUCCCACGAGACUCCCAUACACGUCAACAUCGAAAAUGAUGAAGAAAUAAAAGGCAUUCAGGCUGCAGUUGGUGCAGGCAUGGCAGCCACCGCCAACCAUCUCAAGGAAUAUUUAACAACUUGGGACAAGUAUCGGGACAUUUGGGAGACCAACAAGGACAACUACAUACAACGUUACCAAAAGCUGAAUCAACCAGUCGCCUCCUUCGAUGCAGACAUCCACAGGUACACAGAAAUCGAAACGAGCAUCCAGCAGGAGGAGACGGUCACCAACUUCCAAUUCAUUGUGCUGGACUGCUCGCCGCUUAAGACCUCGCUAGUGCAGCACUGCAGCCGCUGGCAAACCAAGUUCAUGCAACUCCUCGUCCGCAUCGCCGGCAACUCCCUCAAAGACAUGCACGCCUCCAUGAAUCGGAACGCCAAGAGGUUGGGUGAACCCAACGCAACUCUAGCGGAACUCAGCGAGAGCUCGGCGCUCCUGGAGUCCUUCCAAGGCAAUUUAGCCAAGACCGAGGCGGCCAUUGAUCUAAUCCAUGAACAAUUUGCUGUUCUGGACAAAUAUGGUUUCCCUCUUGAUCAGAAUCUUCAAGACCUGCGUGGGACACUAAACACCAAGUGGGAGUGGUUCCAGCAGGUUCUUACCGACAGCGAAGUCAUGCUGCAAGGACAAAAGCAUAAUUUCAAGAGCGACUUGCUCAGCUCCUCUGAUGAGCUGAAUGAGAAAGUCCUCACCGCCAUGGAGGAGUUCAACGCCUCAGGUCCGUUCGAUCCUGCCGUUACCACCAGCUUGGCCCUGAGGAUGACCGCGGAGCACCACAAACAUCUUGAGACUCUCAAAGAGGAGGAGAACUUUAUUCUGAACGGCUUGAGCUUCUUCAAGAUAGAGCAGGAACCUUCCAAAGCCAUCCAAGCUCUGGAGAAGGAUAUGGACUUCUUGCAGCAGGUCUGGGAGGUCACGCAGGAGUGGGAAACCAACUGGAACGAAUGGAAAGGUGGACAGUUGGCCACCCUUCGCACUGAGAACAUGGAGACCAAAGCGCAGGAUAUCUAUAAAAUCCUCCACAAACUCCAGAGACAACUCAGGGAUAAGAACUGGGAAAUUGUGGAUGUGUCCAAAAAAAAGGUUGACCAAUUCAGGAGAAUCAUCCCUCUUAUUGCUGACUUGAGGAACCCAGCCAUGAGAGAAAGACACUGGAAGGAGAUCUGUAAUGAGGUGCAGAGCUCCUUUGAUCCCACGAGUGCUGAUUUCAACCUGGAGAAGAUUAUUUCCCUGGGUUUCGACAAGUAUUCGGAAAAGAUCAACGCCAUCUCCGGAGCCGCCAGCAAGGAACUCUCCAUAGAACAGGGUCUGGAAGAGAUUGUCAAGACGUGGGAGGAGAUGAUCCUGGAUAUUAUACCUUACAAAGAGAAAGGCCACUUUCGUCUCAGGGGCACAGAGGACGUUUUCCAGGCCUUGGAAGACAACCAGGUGACCUUGUCCACCAUGAAGGCUUCUCGAUUUGUCAAAGCUUUUGACAAACAGGUGGACAUUUGGGAGCGUCAGCUGUCCCAAGUUAUGGAAAUCAUCGAGAUGGUGCUCACGGUGCAGCGCCAGUGGAUCUACCUUGAGAAUAUUUUCCAAGGAAAGGACAUCAGGGAGCAGCUACCGAAAGAGUGCAAGGAAUUUGAAGAGAUCAGUUGCAGUUGGAAGAUCAUCAUGACACGGCUUUAUGAGAACAACAACGCCCUGCAGGGAACACACCACCCUGGCUUGCAGGAGCUAUUAUCCAGCAUGAAUAGCAAGUUAGAGGAGAUCCAGAAAGCCCUGGACAUGUACCUGGAGACCAAGAGGCAGAUAUUCCCCCGAUUCUACUUCCUGUCCAACGACGACGUUCUGGAGAUCCUAGGCCAGUCGCAGAACCCGGAGGCCAUGCAGCCGCAUCUCAAGAAGUGUUUCGAUAACAUCAAGAGCCUGCGCACCGAAAAGGCGAGUCGCUUGAAGACAGAAGAGGAGCGCAUCUCUUACGUUGUGUGUUUAUGUCUCCUGCAGGUGCUCAGAAGGUUGGACGCCACUGCCAUGUUCUCCUCGGAUGGAGAGAUGGUGGAAUUUAUCAAGGCGGUCCCACUGGACAAGGCUGUGGAGAUUUGGCUGUGCGAUAUUGAGGUAGCCAUGCGCGCCACUCUCAAGAAUUGCCUCUACGACUGCAUGGUUGCGCUCAAGAAGAUGAAAAGCCAGAGGGACAAGUGGUCCAAAGACUGGCCAGGACAGAUGCUCAUUACAGCCAGCCAGAUCCAAUGGACAACGGAUGUCACGCAUUCCCUCGCUAGCUGCAAGGAGACGGACGACAAGGGCCCUCUUAAAACCAUGAUGAAGAAACAGGUGUCCCUUCUUCGGCGAUACUCCGAUAUGAUCCGUAGCAACCUGUCCAAGGUUUUGCGUCUGAAGAUCGUCGGCUUGGUCACAGUGGAGGUCCACGCGCGUGAUGUCAUCGCCAAACUGGCCAAGGCGGGCUGCAACGACGUCAACGCAUUUGAGUGGCUGUGCCAGCUGAGACUCUACUGGGAGAAGGAUCUGCACAACUGCAUCAUCCGACAGACCAACACGCAUUUCAAAUACGGCUACGAGUACUUGGGGAACUCCGGCCGGCUUGUCAUCACUCCGCUCACAGACAGGUGUUACAUGACCUUGACGACGGCGCUCCAUCUGCAUCGAGGCGGCUCUCCCAAAGGGCCCGCUGGCACCGGGAAGACGGAGACCACAAAAGAUUUGGGUAAAAGCUUAGGGAUGUACGUGAUCGUCAUCAACUGCUCCGAAGGACUCGAUUACAAGUCCAUGGGCCGCAUGUUCUCCGGCCUGGCGCAGACGGGAGCGUGGGGCUGCUUCGACGAGUUCAACCGAAUCAACAUCGAGGUGUUGUCCGUGGUGGCCCAGCAGAUCCUCUCCAUUCUGUCCGCCUUGUCGGCGCUGCAAACCAGGUUCCAGUUUGAGGAGCACAACAUCGCCCUGGUGGCGUCAUGCGGCGUCUUCAUCACCAUGAAUCCAGGUUACGCCGGUCGUUCCGAGCUUCCGGAUAACCUCAAGUCCAUGUUCCGACCCAUCUCCAUGGUGGUGCCCGACUCUACUCUAAUCGCUGAGAUCAUUCUGUUCGGAGAGGGCUUCAAUGACUGCAAGCUACUAGCUAAGAAGGUGUUCACCCUUUACUCCCUGGCCAUGCAGCAGUUGUCCAAACAGGACCAUUACGACUUUGGCCUCCGGGCGCUCACCUCCUUGCUUCGCUAUGCCGGCAAGAAGCGACGCGUUUGCCCCAACGUCCCCGGUGAAGAGGUCUUGCUCAUGGCCAUGAAAGAUAUGAAUAUUGCGAAACUGACGUCAGCCGACCUGCCGCUAUUCAACGGGAUCACCCAGGACUUGUUCCCUGACGCGGAAACGCCCGUGAUAGAUUACGGCAAGCUCAAGGAAGCCAUCCAGGUGGAACUUCGUCAGAAAGGCCUGCAGGUCACUCCUUUCACAGUGACAAAAGUCAUCCAACUCUACGAGACCAAAAACUCACGACACUCGUCCAUGUUGGUGGGCAAGACGGGCUGCGGUAAGACUGUCACGUGGAAGACGUUGAAAAAUUCCCUCAUUGCCUUGCGCAACAAGGAAGAGCCCGGCUACGAGCUUGUGCAGGAUUAUCCCCUGAAUCCGAAAUCCAUGAGUCUUGGGGAGCUGUAUGGUGAGAAUGACCUCGCCACCAAUGAGUGGUCUGAUGGAGUCCUCUCGUCUGUCAUGAGAACGGCCUGCGCAGACGACAAACCGGACGAGAAGUGGAUCGUAUUUGACGGGCCGGUGGACACGCUGUGGAUCGAGAGCAUGAAUUCUGUCAUGGACGACAACAAGGUGCUCACGCUCAUCAACGGGGAGAGAAUCUCCAUGCCCGAGCAGGUCUCCUUGCUGUUUGAAGUGGAGAACCUGGCGCAGGCCUCUCCCGCGACAGUGUCCCGCUGCGGGAUGGUCUACAAUGAUUACGUCGACCUGGGUUGGAAGCCAUUUGUCAAGUCCUGGCUGGAGAAACGUGAGAAGGCCGAGGUGGCACAUCUGAAGCCUUUGUUUGACAGUUUCAUUGAGAAAACACUGACCUUCAAAAAGAAAAACUGCAAGGAGCUGAUCCCCAUCACCGAACUCAACGGCCUCGUUUCCCUCUGCCGCCUCUACGACGCCCUGACCACAAAAAAGUUGAACAUGUCUGACGAGGAGAACCUGGGUCGGGUCGUGGAGCUCUGGUUCACCUUCAGCCUCAUCUGGUCCAUUUGUGCCUCCGUCAAUGAGGAGGGCCGCAAGAAGAUGGAUACUUUUCUACGGGAGUUGGAUGGCACAUUUCCCAUUAAGGACACAGUCUACGAGUACUACGUAGACACCAAAAGCAAAUCCUGGGCUCCGUUUGAAAACAAACUGCCAAAGGGCUGGCGCUUCAAUCCCAAUGCUCCGUUCUACAAGAUUAUGGUUCCGACAGUUGACACGGUCCGCUACAACUUCUUGGUCACGGCGAUGGUGAAUGCUCAGUACCCGGUGCUGCUCAGCGGGCCGGUCGGCACCGGGAAGACCUCGGUGAUUCACGGGGUCUUGCAUAGUCUGGACAGCGGCAAGUGGUCCACGCUCACUAUCAAUAUGUCCUCGCAGACCACCUCCAACAACAUCCAGGCUAUUGUGGAGAGCCGCUUAGAGAAGAGGACCAAAGGUGUGUAUGUCCCUGUGGGCGGGAAAGACCUGCUGUGUUUCCUGGACGACCUCAACAUGCCAGCUCACGACGACUUUGGUUCACAACCGCCACUGGAGCUGAUGCGCCUCUGGAUCGACUACGGCUUCUGGUUUGACCGUCAGAAGCAGACCACCACGUAUGUCAAGAAAAUGUCUCUGCUGGCUGCCAUGGGCCCCCCUGGAGGUGGAAGGACUCAUAUUUCUGGCCGCCUGCAAAGUCGUUUCAACGUCAUCAACAUGACCUUCCCCAACGACUCCCAAAUCAAGCGCAUCUUCAGCACCAUGAUUAACCAGAAGCUUCAAGUUUUUAAGGAGGACCUCAAGCCCGUCGGAGAGCUUGUCACCCAGGCUACUUUGGAGCUGUAUUAUUCGGUUACGUCUCGUUUCCUUCCUACUCCGGCCAAGACGCACUACCUCUUCAACCUCAGAGAUAUCUCCAAGGUGUUUCAAGGUCUGCUGAGAUCGCAUCCAGAAUUCCACGAUAGUAGAAACAGCAUGGUUCGACUGUGGAUCCACGAGUGCUUCAGGGUUUUCUCCGACCGACUUAUCGACCGCAGUGACAUGGAUACCUUCAUCACGUUGUUGGGGGAGAAGAUGGGCUCCAUCUUUGACCUUGUUUUCCACAAUAUCUGCCCCGAUAAGCAACCCCCAGUAUUCGGUGAUUUCCUAACUGAUUCCGGAGUGUACGAAGAUCUUCUGGACAUGGCGAGUCUCAAGAAGUUCAUGGAGACCCAGCUGGAGGACUACAACCUGACGCCCGGUGUCGUGCCCAUGAACUUGGUCCUCUUCAGGGACGCCAUUGAACACAUAACCCGCGUGGUCCGCGUGAUCAGCCAGCCGAGGGGCAACAUGCUGCUGGUGGGCGUCGGGGGCUCGGGUCGACAGAGCUUGUCCAGGAUGGCGGCUUUCAUCUGCGAGUACCAGGUGUUCGAGGUGGAAAUCACCAAACAGUACCGCAAGCUGGAAUUCAGAGAAGACAUUAAGAAGCUCUACCGUUUGACCGGCGUGGACAACAAGCCCACCGUCUUCCUGUUCAACGAUACCCAGAUUGUGGUCGAAUCCUUCCUGGAGGACAUCAACAAUAUCCUAAGCUCUGGAGAAGUCCCCAACCUGUAUAAGCAGGACGAGUUUGUGGAGAUCUGCAACGCCCUGUCCGACGCCGCUAGAAAGGAGAAUGUGUUGGAGACGCCCAACUCUUUAUUUAGCUUUCUGAUAGAGCGGGUCAGAAGCAACAUGCAUGUUGUUCUCUGCAUGAGUCCAGUGGGAGACCCCUUCAGAAACCGAAUCCUGCAAUACCCGGCUCUCGUGAACUGCACUACCAUCGACUGGUUCUGCGAGUGGCCCAAGGAUGCUCUGCUGGAGGUUGCCGAGCGCUACUUGGAAAGACUGGAUCUGGGAUCCGCUGAGAACGUCAAGACCAAGGUGGCCUCCAUCUUUGUGACGACACAUCAGUCAGUGGUGACCGGCUCGGGGAAGAUGAAGCUGGAGCUGAAAAGACAUAAUUACGUGACACCCACCAACUACCUGGAGCUGGUGUCUGGAUACAAGAAGCUUCUGGGAGAGAAGCGCUGUGAACUGGGGGAGCAGGUCAACAAGCUGAAAAACGGACUUUUUAAGAUCAGCGACACGGGCGAGAAGGUGGCCGCCAUGACCGUGCAGCUGGAGGAGUCCAAUCGGCAAGUGGCCGACUACCAGAAGGAGUGCGACGAGUACCUGACCGUCAUCGUACAGCAGACGAGGGAAGCCGACACUCAGCAGAAGACGGUGGGUGCCAAAAAGGAGAAGAUUUCAGCAGAGGAGGCUCAAUGCAAAGCUCUGGCGCAGGCCGCAUUAAAAGAGCUGGACGAAGCCCUGCCGGCCCUGGAUGAGGCCACCAAGGCGUUGGAGUCUCUGAACAAGAAGGACAUGACAGAGAUUAAGUCAUACGGUCGUCCUCCUGCUCUGGUGGAGAGGGUCAUGCAGGCGGUCAUGACACUUCUCAAUAAGGAGCCUACGUGGGCAGAAGCCAAGAGACAGUUGGGUGAGGCCAACUUUAUCAAAACCCUGAUCAACUUUGACAAGGAAAACAUAUCGGACCGUGUUUUGAAGAGGAUCGGCAACUACUGCAGGCAGCCCGACUUCCAGCCAGACAUCAUCGGCAAAGUGUCUCUGGCUGCCAAGUCGCUUUGCAUGUGGGUCAGAGCCAUGGAGGUCUACGGAUGCGUCUUCAGGGUAGUGGAGCCAAAGCGGGAGCUGCUCAACGCCGCCGAGUCCCAACUCGCACAGAAGCAAGGCGAACUGGCCGAGUCCGAGAACAAACUGAAAGAGGUGGCGGACACGCUGAUGCGGCUCAACAAACAAUAUGGGGAGAAAGUGGCCACCAAGGAAGAUCUGAAGAGGAGGUCAGACGAGAUGGAAGUGAAACUGGACCGAGCCGACAAGCUGGUGAAAGGUCUGGCCGGGGAGGGUGUCCGCUGGGAGCAGACGGUUAAGGGUCUUGAAGAAAACAUGGGCUUCCUGGUUGGAGAUUGUUUGCUGGCAGCGUCAUUUCUCUCCUAUAUGGGCCCCUUCCUUUCCAACUAUCGAGUAGAUCUGCUUCAAGUCUGGAUGACAGAGGUCCAGCGCCAGAAGAUCCCUUGCACUCCAGGCUUCAGUUUUGCAACGUUCCUCUCAAACCCCACAGCAGUCAGGGACUGGAACAUUCAAGGCCUGCCUUCUGAUGCUUUCUCCACCGAGAACGGCGUCAUCGUUACCCGUGGCAACCGAUGGCCGCUGAUGGUCGACCCGCAAGGCCAAGCUCUGAAGUGGAUCAAGAAAAUGGAGAUGAAGAAAGCAAGUCAUGGGUUAAAAUUAAUCGACUUUCAGAUGUCGGAUUACAUGCUUAUACUGGAGAGCGCCAUCCAGUUUGGGAAUCCUGUCUUGCUGCAGAACGUCCAGGAGGACUUGGACCCGUCUCUCAACCCAGUUCUCAACAAGUCCUUGACACGAAUAGGUGGCAGGCUAUUGUUGAAGUUGGGCGACAAGGAGUUGGACUAUAGUCCGGAAUUCCGUUUCUACAUCACCACCAAACUGUCGAAUCCUCACUAUACCCCGGAGAUAUCAACAAAGACCACCAUUGUCAAUUUUGCCGUCAAGGAGCAGGGUUUGGAAGCCCAACUCCUCGGCAUUGUGGUGCGUAAGGAACGUCCAGACCUGGAAGAACAAAAGGACAACCUGGUGAUGAGCAUCGCUUCGGGAAAGCGAAGCCUGCAGGAGCUGGAGGAUGAGAUCCUCAGGCUGCUGAACGAGGCAAGCGGCUCCUUGCUGGACGACGUGCAGCUGGUCAACACCUUGCAGACGUCCAAAGUGACGGCCACUGCCGUUUCAGAGCAGCUGGAGCGUAGCGAAGUGACGGAAAUCAAGAUCGACACCGCUCGAGAGGCCUACCGUGCGUGUGCUCAGCGGGCGUCCAUCUUGUUCUUCAUCCUCAAUGACAUGGGCCGCAUUGAUCCCAUGUACCAGUUCUCACUGGAUGCUUACAUCAACCUGUUCAACUUGAGCAUUGAGAAGAGCAAGAGCAGCCUAAAACUGGAGGAACGGAUCGUCAACCUCAACGACUACCACACAUAUGCCGUGUACAAGUAUGCCUGCCGGGGUCUGUUUGAGAUGCACAAGCUCCUCUUCAGCUUCCAAAUGUGCGCCAAAAUCCUCGAGGUGGCCGGCACACUCAACAUGGACGAGUAUAGCUUCUUCCUCCGUGGCGGGAUUGUACUUGACAAGAGGGCUCAGUUGGAAAAUCCAUGCAGUAGUUGGCUUGUGGAUUCCAGCUGGGACAAUGUCACAGAAUUGGACAAGCUGGCCAACUUCCACGGCAUCAUGGGCUCAUUUGAGAAACAUCCACGGGACUGGAAGCUUUGGUUCACCAGUGCGGAGCCUGAGAAGUCCCCUCUACCAGGUGACUGGGAGAACAACUGUAACGAGCUCCAGAGGAUGCUCAUCGUCCGUUCUCUGCGGCCGGACCGCGUCUUGUUCUGCGCGACCACCUUCAUCGUCAACUAUCUGGGCCCUCGCUUUGUGGAGCCACCUGUUCUUGACAUGAAGGCUGUCGUGGAGGAAUCCACGUGCAUGACUCCUCUGGUUUUUGUCUUAUCUCCCGGCGUGGAUCCCACCGGAGCCCUGCUGCAGCUCGCCGAGACAAGCGGCAUGAGUAAACUCUUCCACGCGCUCUCUCUGGGUCAAGGCCAGGCGCCCAUCGCCAAGAAAAUGAUCGAAGAGGGAGUCAAAAAGGGUCACUGGGUCUUUCUGGCCAACUGCCACUUAUCUCUCUCCUGGAUGCCCGAGCUGAACAAGCUAGUGGAGCAGCUGGAGGUCCAGAAGCCCCACGUAGGCUUUCGACUAUGGCUCAGCUCUUCGCCGCAUCCUGAGUUUCCCAUCAACAUCCUGCAGGCGGGCAUCAAGAUGACCACGGAGCCGCCCAAGGGCGUGAGAGCCAACAUGAAGCGUUUAUACCACCUGGUGACCGAGGCUCAGUUCACCCGCUGCGCCAAACCCGUCUUCUACAGGAAGCUGCUCUUCUCCCUCUGCUUUUUUCACAGCAUCCUGCUGGAAAGGAAGAAAUUCCUGCAGCUGGGCUGGAACAUCAUCUACGGUUUCAACAAUUCAGACUUUGAGGUGAGCGAGAAUCUUCUGAGUCUGUACCUGAACGAGUAUGAGCAGAUACCGUGGGACGCCCUCAAGUAUCUCAUCGCCGAGGUCAACUACGGAGGUCACGUGACAGACGACUGGGACCGACGCCUUCUCACCACGUACAUCAACGACUAUUUCUGCGAAGCUGCCGUCACUGAGGCUGACUUCAAAUUGUCAACUCUAUCUGCCUAUUACAUCCCCCACGAUGGUCCCCUGUCCUCCUACAAGGACUUCAUCAACAUGCUGCCCACCCACGAGCACCCCGACUUGUUUGGCCAGCACCCAAACGCCGACAUUGCCAGCCAGAUCGCCGAGACCAGGUCUCUGUUCGACACCCUGUUGUCCCUGCAGCCACAGGUGACCAGCGCCAGUACGGCGGGGGCCGGUCCCAGUCGUGAGGACAAGGUUCUAGAUCUUUUGGGGGAUGUGCGUCAGAACAUUCCGGCCAUCAUUGACUAUGAAAGCGCCAGCUCGCACUUCCUGGAUCCUACACCCCUGGAUGUAGUUUUGCUGCAAGAGAUCCAAAGAUACAACGCCCUGCUGAGCAUGAUCAAGUCAUCUUUACUGGAGCUGGAGAAGGGAAUCAAAGGCUUGGUGGUGAUGUCAUCCAGCUUGGAGGAGACCUUCAACUGCAUGUACGACGCCAGAGUGCCGCCGCUUUGGGAGAAGGCUUACCCCUCGCUCAAGCCCCUGGCAGCCUGGACCCGUGACCUCUGCCAGCGGGUUCUUCAGUUUUCACGCUGGGCCCAGCUGGCGCAGCCCCCCGUCUUGUUCUGGCUUUCCGGUUUCACCUUCCCCAACGGCUUCCUCACCGCCGUGUUGCAGUCGGCCGCCCGUCAAAACAAGGUCUCAGUUGACACUCUAUCGUGGGACUUUACAGUGUCUAGUCUAGAGGACACUCACAUCCAGAACCCACCAAAGGAUGGCGUGUACGUGCGAGGUUUGCACCUGGAGGGCGCCGCCUGGGAUAAAAAGGCCACGUGCCUGGUGGAGGCCAAGCCCAUGCAGAUGGUGUGUCCCAUCCCCGCCAUCAACUUUAAGCCCGUGGAGAACCGCAAGAAGAUGGCCAAGAACAUGUACCUGUGCCCUUGCUACUACUUUCCCAUACGAUCGGGCGGGGCGGGCAGGGCCUCCUUCGUGAUCGCCGUGGAGCUGAAAUCCGGCAAUGUCAGUCCGGAUCACUGGAUCAAGAGGGGGACAGCGCUCCUCAUGAGCUUGGACAGCUGACAUACUCGCAUACUCUGGACACCAUCCACUUUCUUUGUUUUUUUGUUUGUUUGCUUUUCUUUGUUGUUUUUUUCCCCCCACCUACACAAAGUCCUUUCCCUGGAAAAAAAGAAAAAGAAAAAACAUGCAGUGGUUAAUCAAGGUGAGGGACGUCUAUUUUCAUGCAAAUUUUGACCAAGUCCAAGCUACGAGGGGAGGGAAAAAUGAAGCUAUUCAAACAAAUGAAUUUUAAUGAAGCCUCUCAGGCUAGACACAAUCUUUCAGGCCCACAUAUCCCCACCGGUCAGGGAGGCACAGGAGAAAGUGAGUUGGAAGAAGAAUAGAGCCAAUGGGGGGGGGGGGGGAUUCAAGGUCGUAUUCAGACUCAAGGAUUGUCCCCUGAAAGCUCAAACAGACUUCCUUUGGCUUGAAGAGGCUCUUUAUCAGAGCAGGCUCAUUCUGUGCGGAGCCACUGGUGGUCUCCAUGUGGGUGGGAGAUUCAAAUUAAAAUUCCGUCCAUUUUCUCUUCCGCUUGUCCUCAUUAGGAUCGCUGGAGAGCUGCAGCUGACGUUGCGCCAGAGGACGGGAUACAUCCGGGACAUGUUGUCAGCCAACCGCAUCCGCAUGUACAGUAAUAUUCAUACCUAUAGUAUACGACCAUAAAGAUCAACAUUCAAAUACUGGAAUGUAGUAGCCCCCCCCCCCCAAAAACAGAUGGAUGUGGUUUUCUUCCCAAAAUGUUCAACAGUGUUAUUAUUAGCCAGGGUAAAACUAAUUGGAACCAGUGCACUUAAAAGAACCCAAAAGGAACAUUGGCACUGCUUUUAGAAGUGUUCCAACAGUACUUAUGUUCUGAUUUCCCCAAAACAAAUUGAUUGAAUUUUCAAAAUGGAUGAUCCGAGCCAGAUGUGGAAAAAUACGUUGUGAUUCAAUUAAGUAUUGCACAUAAGAUUUCAAAAAAAUGCAAAUGCACUGGCGUCAAAUGAAUUACAACAGAAAUGUGCUUAAAAAUUAUACUGUUCAUAAAAAGUAUAAAAAAAAAAUCCAAAUGGAAAAUGAUGUGAAUACAAUAUUU
Molecule: messenger RNA, 15038 nt
Organism: Syngnathus typhle (broad-nosed pipefish)
Lineage: Eukaryota; Metazoa; Chordata; Actinopteri; Syngnathiformes; Syngnathidae
Gene: dnah2
Product: dynein, axonemal, heavy chain 2
Exons: 87
Coding region: 194-13984 (4596 amino acids)
Biological process (GO): microtubule-based movement
Cellular component (GO): dynein complex
Molecular function (GO): dynein light intermediate chain binding; dynein intermediate chain binding; ATP binding
Source: RefSeq, a predicted model, not a curated record